This is a messenger RNA of Filobasidium floriforme, 1013 nucleotides long. RefSeq names its product Nitroreductase-like protein. Gene Ontology annotation, biological process: cellular response to oxidative stress. The record is from RefSeq and is a predicted model, not a curated record. The transcript is spliced from 4 exons. Bases 159 to 797 code for a protein of 212 amino acids. NCBI's taxonomy places the organism in Eukaryota, Fungi, Basidiomycota, Tremellomycetes, Filobasidiales, Filobasidiaceae.
CAGAUGUAUAUAUAGGGGAGGUAGGAUAGAGGAGAGUAGAGUCGGUCAAAGGAACUCACAUCGUCUAAACUUACAACCCACUGUACCACUGUAUCCAUCACUAUCGAAGUCGAGAAACGAACACUUUUACGAAUCCCCACCACAUCACUUCAACAAUCAUGUCCGCCGUCUCUACCUCUACCACCACCGACGCUUUCCUCGACGCCGUCAAGGCCAGGCGAAGUCUCUACCAGCUCUCCAAGGGAGGCUCUGUCCCCGAUUCUAGGGUCGAGCAGAUCGUCAAGGAGGCCAUCUUGCACACCCCUACUUCGUUCAACUACCAGAUCGGCCGAGCCGUCGUUCUCUUCGGCGCCGAACACGACAAGCACUGGGACAUCGUCCGUGACGUCCUCAAGGCCGUCAUCGGGGAAGAAGCUUACGAAAAGGGAAGCGCGGGGAGGAUCGCCGGGUUCAAGGCUGCCAAGGGGACCGUCUUGAUCUUUGAUGAUGAGCCUACGGUGAGGAAGCAGGAGGCGGAUUUCCCUCCUUAUUCCGAGCACUUUGCUCCGUGGGCCUCGCAAUCUCACGGAAUCUUGGCCCAUAUCAUCUGGACCGCCCUCGAGCUCGAAGGUCUCGGUGCCAACUUGCAGCACUACGGCAACCUCGUCUUCAAGCAAGUCCAGGAUACCUUCAACGUCCCCGAGACCUGGAAACUCGGGAGCCAGCUCGUCUUCGGACACCCUGAAGGCCCCGCGGGGGAGAAGCAGUUCAAGCCUAUCGAGGAGAGGUUCAGGUCGUUGGGUUCUUCUUCCCAGUAGAUCGAAUGAGCAUAGAUCGAUAGAUCGAGCUACUACGCUACGUCUGGGAGUAGCAUAUGGUAUUACUAGACAUGGUAGCACCCGGCUAGCUGGUAGCUUAGUGGCACUCGCAUGGUAUUGAGUUUGGUUAUACGAGGUUGUAUAAGAACUUUCGAUGGACGCGAGACAGAUCCGAUCCAUCCAACAUUUAACACUAUACUGCGGUCUUGGGACUUU